Messenger RNA from Lymnaea stagnalis (great pond snail), 989 nucleotides. The record is from the annotation of a GenBank genome assembly. Lineage: Eukaryota; Metazoa; Mollusca; Gastropoda; Lymnaeidae.
GGAAGAACGGGACGAUACGAUCUUGUCAAGGACGGCGAGAGUGGCGGCGAGAGCGACGGUCUCAGUGUGGAGCUCGAGGAUGGGGACAGCAAUUUCGACAGCGACGACGAGUGCAGCAGCAUUAGUGUUAGUGGGUCCGAGGACAGCGACGACGCCGCCCCUGAUUCUCAGCACAACGGCGGUGACCAACUGCCACCGCUCGACGACCACGACGGUCCCUCACAACGCUACCUCCCCACUCCUGGUCGCGGCCUCGACCAGGUCAAUCCUUCAGCAUACGACACCCAGCCGGCGGGGCACUGUGGUGUCAGCAAUGUCCGGUUGACAUCCUACAAAGUUAACCACCCACCCGACAUCACAGACAUUGAUACCAUCAGCCAGGCCCAUGUUAGCGACGCACCUGUACAUCUGACGUCACAAGAUAGAGCCCACGAGCCCAGCCCGGAUAGGGCAACCACGCAAGACCUCGCCUCGAAAGUCUACUCAUAUCCCUACAACAGCCAAAUGCAGCUGAGCCGUUCCCUCAGAACGCUUCACCGGGAUCCGAAUGAGAACGCUUCCUCUCAACCAAGCCAAGAGGUGUCGCGCCUAACGCCGUCCUCACUGUUCCUGGGCGGGAACUCUCUCAACCAGAGCUGGGUGGCUAGAAUCAACAAAAGUCUGUCCGCCCAGACGCACCCGGAAACCAUUUCCGCGGAUCCGUCGAAACGGAAGAGUAACGGUCAAAUUGUUCCGAGACCGAUGAAACACUUCGGCGAAAGCUUCAACAAAUUCGUCCAAGCCAAACUGACGAAGACCUUUUCUGACAACAGGCACAACAGACACCACCUGGACGCGCCCCGUGACGAUGGCAAGCGGGGCUCCUUGCCCCGGGCGGAGAGUCAGUUCACCAGGAACGAGAGCUACAAGCGCGCGUGCUCCAGCAUCGAAACGUUUACGUUGGUGGAGGAGGACCCCGGGGAACACGUCACAGCUGCAGACGACCUUCC